UAUUUUAUUUUAUUUUUUUGGUUCUUUUUUUCGGAGCUGGGGACCGAACCCAGGGCCUUGUGCUUCCUAGGCAAGCGCUCUACCACUGAGCUAAAUCCCCAACCCCAAAAAGUUGUAUUUAUUUAUUCUAUAUAAGUACACUGUAGCUGUCUUCAGACACACCAGAAGAGGGGAAGAGGGCAUCAGAUCCCAUUACAGAUGGUUGUGAGCCACCAUGUGGUUGCUGGGAAUUGAACUCAAGACCUCUGGAAGAGCAGUCAGUGCUCUUAACCGCUGAGCCAUCUCUCCAGCCCAUGUCUUUAUUUUUUUAAGAGAGAGUGCAAGUGAUAUGUGUACAGAAGUGUAAUGCUUGUGAAGGCCAAAAGAGGGUAUAGGAUCCCUAAGCAUUUGUGAGCUGCCAGCGUGGGUGCUGGGAACCACACUUGCAUCUUCUGUAAGAGCAAUAUGAGAGUGAACUUUCUGUUAGUGUCACAGUUAAUCUUUUUUUUUUUUCAUUUAUUUCAGAGUUAACGCUUAUCUGCUGAGCCCUCUUCUACAGCCCCCCCCCCCCCCCAAAUAAGCACUAGGCUGCUACCUAUGGGACUAGGGUGCUCACACACCUUGGGAGGGGGACUUAAAAUUGGCUUCACAGAAUCUGACUCUCAUCAGAACUCCUAUUUUCCUGGCAUCUCAGCUGUGGAAUCCAGAUCUGCAGCUCACUGCCCACCCUAGGAGUAGUCAGUGCCCACUGUUCUGUUCUACAACUUCCAGAACCAGAUAGGUUUGUUAUUUUCCCAGAUGGUUUUCCUUUAUUAAAAACCCAGGCAUAGUGACACAUGCCUUUAAUCCCAGCACUUGGGAGGCAGAGGUAAGUGGAUCUGAGUUCAUAGGCAGCCUGUUCUACAGAGCUAGUUCUAGGACAGUCAGGGCUACACAGAGAAACCCUGUCUUGAAAAAUAACAAAAAAGAAAUAUGGGGGUUGGGGAUUUAGCUCAGUGGUAGAGCACUUGCCUAGCAAGCGCAAGGCCCUGGGUUCAGUCCCCAGCUCCGGAAAAAAAAAAAAAAAAGAAAUAUGGCUUACCAUGCUCAAGUGCUUGCCCAUGCAACCCUGAUGGCCUGUUUGAGUGGGGUAGAAAAAAAAGAAAAUCAAGUAGCCAAAAUUGUCCUUUCAUAUAUUAAGCCCUGAGCUUAAAGCAUGGUGGCACACAUCUUUAAUCCCAGCACUUGGCAGGCAGAGUCAGGCAGAUCUCUGUAAAUUCAAGGCCUGAUCUAAGUGACAAGGUCCAGGCAGGACACAUAGUGAACAAUGUCUCAAAAAAAUGAGGGGGAAAAAAGCCCCAUGGUAUGGUAGCACAUGGCACAUCCAAGCUCUUGGAAAACAGAGAAGGAUCAUUCUUUUUAAGUUCAUACCAACUUAGACUACAAAGCAACACUGUCUCAAGAAAUUUUGUUUUUAAGUAUCAAGAAUUAGGAAGGCAAUGUGGAAAUCUAGGUCUGAGUAAACCCUGCUCCUGAGGCCAGUGGGUUCACAGAGAUGAAAGCCUUGGGUAGCUAUAGUUGAGUUGGGUAGGUCAAGAUGGAGAACUGAACUUUAUCAGCAUCUUCCUUGCAAUCAGCAGACCUUCUGUUGCUGCUGGCAUCUACCCCAACCUGUAUUCUGGAGAGUUCGGGGUCCAUUUGAAAAUGCACUAUGGAUGGGGAUGUAGCUCAGUAUAGUACUUGCCUAGCAUGCACAAAGCCUUGGGUUCUUUCUAUCAACACCACAUAACUAGGCUUGCUAAUAAGUGCUUAAGUUCCAGAACUAGGAGGAGGUGGGUGUUAGCACUCUCUAAGUUCCACCCCUACAGUUAACCUGGCAACAGCCAGGCAUGCCUGACACUAUGAAAAGGGCUGCUUGCCCCUUCCUCUCUUCCUCAUGCUCUCUUGUUCUUACCCCUCCCCCUUCUCUCCACGUGCUCAUGGCCGUCCUCUACUCUUCCUCUACUCUUCUAUUUCUCUACUUCUCUCUCUGCCCUACUACCCUCUUAAUUUCCCUCCCCAUGCUGGCUGGUCCCUCAGAGGGAAGGGAUGUCUCAGCAUGGGCCUGCUGAGGCACCCCCUUCCCCCAGACCCCCCCUAGAACAUAAUCCCCACCCUCUCCUUUAUCUUUUAUAAAACACAUUGGUAGGGCUGGAGAGAUGGCUUAGAGGUUAAGAGCACUGUCUGCUCUUCCAGAGGUCCUGAGUUCAAUUCCCAGCAACCACAUGGUGGCUCACAACCACCUAUAAUCAGGUCUGGUGCCCUCUUCUGGCCUGUAGUUGCAUACAUGCAGGCAGAAAGCUGUAUGAUGUAUACAUUAAAAAAAAAAAAAAAAAAAAAAAAAAAAAAAAAAAAACAUUGGUGCUGAAACCCAGGACAUAUCCUUAUCUUUUAAUAAACACAUCAGUGGGAGUGUGGACUCUGGAGGAUUGGGGGUUCAAGGUCAUCCUGGCUAGAUAUGGUAUAUGUCUAUACCCACCACUAAUCCCCCUGUCAUAUAUAUCCACAAAGAAAACAUGGUGCCUUACUUCUGUUCCAGUCCAAAGCCAGGCUGGCCAUGCCUCUUGGAAAUAGAAGUCCAGUGUGUUGUUCUUCCAUUACUUAGAGGUUGGUUCUAACCUCUGUCUAGCUAGGGUAAUCCCCUCCUAUCCCAAAGAGCCUUUCACUAGUGCUCCUUAGUAUCCCUCAUAAGUCUCUGGAUAAAGACUCCUUGGGCUGGAGAGAUGGUGUAGUAGGUACAAACAGGAUCUGAGUUUAGAUUCCCAGUACCUAUUUUAACACGAUACGGUAGUACAUGUCUGUAACCCAGUACUGGUGGUUGGAGCAGGAGGGAGGGUUCGGGGACAGUCAUUCUGGAGGCUUGAUGGCCAGCCAGUCUAACCAAAACAGCGAGUUAAAGGUUCCAUUGAAAGACCUUGUCUUGGGGUUGGGGAUUUAGCUCAGCGGUAGAGCGCUUGCCUAGCGAGCGCAAGGCCCUGGGUUCGGUCCCCAGCUCCGAAAAAAAGAAGAAGAAGAAAAAAAAAAAACCUUGUCUCAAAGUGCCUGAGGAAGGCAUUCUAAUAUUAACUUCUGUCUGGUCUCCACAUGUGCUGGCAUGGUUGCCUGUACCCCACAUGCACAAUACAUAUACAAACACAGAUCCUGUUCUAGUAGCCCACAAGGCUCCUCCUUAAACUUCCCCAUCUUCUUCCAUGGCCAUACUCUUCAUACCUGCUGCUUCUGGGAAAUGUAAAAAUCUGGAAAAGAAAACCUCAAAGACCUCCUUGGUACCACCCAUUUGUCUCACUCACCACUUCCUUGUAUCCUAACUUUAAAUCAGAAUUACCCUCUAUCACCUCUUUGUCCUAGUAUCUGCAGCCAAAAGGUGACAUUACUCACCUGGUAAGCUAGGUCCUCCAGAGCCUACAUCUGUCACAGCCCUCCUAUCUUUUUAUCUUCACUGUUUGUAGGAUCCAGAGAAUGAUUUACACAGUCAUAUUUGGUUUUGAAUGAGUUUAUUAAGCCAAAGUAAAAUAAUAAAUAGCAAGUGAUUAGUGGGGAGGGGAAGGGAGGUAAGUGAUAGAUACCUAGGACUUCUUGGCUGGCCAAUCUAGCAAAAAGUGAGCUUCAAGUUCUGAGACCUUGUCCCAAAAAAUAAGUUGGAGAAGACAUUGAUGGCAACUUUUAGCCCCUGCAAACAUAGGCACAGACUCAUGCACCCACACAAAAUAAGGUAGAUGUCAUUAUGCUAGUACUUUGGGAUCUUCUGGAUGAAAAGGGUUGAGUGGGGAGAGUAGGGGAUUUGGAAAUGUCUUCUCAGUGGUUCCUGUCCCAGAAACUUAGCAUUGAGGGUCAGAUACCAGGGACAACCAUUUCUACCCAAAGUACCUUUUAUCCUUGCUGUUUUACACACGCCCAAUCUUUGCUCUUCUGGGAAGCCUUGCAAUCCCUAUACCCACCCCCACUCAUGCUUGUGCCACCCCACUCCCUGCUCCUGAACUCCCAUAAUCCCCAACCUCCUUCUCUUUAAACUGAACUCCCACAUAGACAAUGAAGUCUUCCUAUUGCCCCAGCUUUCCAGCAGAGAACACCCAAGAGUGUCAGUGAAGGAAAAGCAUCUGCUGGCAGGAGCUUGCACAGCUGCUCAGAGGCAAGGUUAACUAGAACAGAUGGAAUUCCUGGCGAUUUGUUUGCAGGGUCAGGUUUCAGGCUACCUUUUGGCAAUUAUGCACUAACAGUUCUGUCACCUCAAGGAUGCAGAAUUGCUGAUAUUUAUUCUGGCUAAGAGAGGUGGAGAGCACCAACAACCCCAGAUGGAUCACAGCUCAUGUGUCUGGACCGCGUUCCUGCUCCCUCCUUCAAAGAACUCCCCAAUCUACCACAAUAAUUUAGCCCUCGAUCAUUUUUUUUUUUUUUCAGUUUCUUUUUUUCCGGAGUUGGGGACAGAACCCAGGGCCUUGCGCUUGCUAGGCAAGCGCUCUACCACUGAGCUAAAUCCCCAACCCCUUAGCCCUCGAUCAUUAUAGGCUUCUAGUUCAGCCCUUCAGUUUGUGUUGGUCUUGAUUGCCUACUGUGUGCUUUCCUUUCAGGCCAGCACAAAGAUCAGAGGACAGCUGUGGGGUUGAUUUUUCCCCUCCAUGUUACAUGGCUUCCAGGAAUCAAACUAAGGUCAUCCAGUUUGUUUUAAGCAAAUGUUUUAACCACAACCACAACUGCUAGCCAUCUCACUGGCCCAUUGUUAUCGGUUUUGAGAUUGGGACUCCACUCAAUUACCAAAUCUGAAUUGCAUGCGUGAUCCACCAGCUACACUUUUUUUUUCUUCUUUUUUUCGGAGCUGGGGACCGAACCCAGGGCCUUGCCCUUGCUAGGCAAGCGCUCUACCACUGAGCUAAAUCCCCAACCCCCACCAGCUACACUCUUAACCAGUAACUGAGAUUAUAGGCAUGACUUUUUUCAUAUUCCUACCUCUGACUCCAUUCAAGAUUCUGGAAACUUAAACCCAGACUUAGCCAUCCCUAACCAUCAAGACUCCUGCAAAAGCAGACUCAUCUCUGGGAACUCUCCAAGACAGGAAAGCAGAAGCAUCAGAAUCUUGAUGCUGUGUGCUAAAAUGAGGGAGGUGUCUCUCCCAAGCUAAGCUGCUUUCUUUCCAUUUAAAUAAGCUCAUGAAACACCCCCUGAGCUCAUUCCCAAGAGUUAUACAGGUUCUUGCUAUUCCAUCAGCCUCAUAACACACAGCAGCACACUUAUCACCUAAGUCAAGACCUGUUGAUUUUGUUUCUAAGAUUGGGUUUCGUUGUGUGUGUUCCUUGCUACACUGGAACUAUGGCCUUAAACUACCAGACCUUCCAAUCCUCCUGUUCUUACCUCCCAAAUGCUGUUUUAUGAAGUUCUGGAAAUCAGGUUUAAGCCUUUGUACAUGCUAUAUAAAAGUACACUACCAGAGCUACAAACCUUGGAUUUAUUUAUUUUCCUUUGACAGGGUCUCAACUUUAUUUUUCCCAAGAUAAGUUCUCAUUAUGUAGCCCUGGCUGUCCUAGAACUUGGUAUGUAGACCAGGCUAUCCUAGAACUCAGAGAUCCACCUGCUUCUGCCUCCCAAUUGCUGAGAUAAAGGUCAUUAUGUCCUUUUAACAGGGUCUCAACUUUCUAGCCAGAGUAUGGUCAUGCACUUAAUAUCCUUUUGCCCCCAGUCUCCCAGAUGUUGGGAUUACAGAUGUGUGCCACCAUACCUGAGCAGGACAUGGACUUCUUUGGUUAAGUUUCUGAGUCAGGGUCUCAUUAUGUAGCGUUAACUGGCCUGAAAUUCACUAUGUAGAUUAGGUUAACCUUGGAAAGGUUGCUACUACUACUUCUGCUGGUAUUACAAGUAUGCACCACGACAUCAAGUGCGUAGAGAUGUACUUUGUGACUCUAGGGACAUCGACACAUGUAUACUCAUCUAUGCACUGGAACCACCCUACUAGGGUCUACAUAUUCCUACUGGGACCACACCCCAGACUGGUGACAUAGGAAUCUCUAGAAGAUCUUUUUCAACAGUUCACAGAAUUCUAUUCUGUUCCCAAACUGAGAAUCAUAUCUCUGUACUCUGCUGACUGUUCUUUGUUCCUGUGGACUGAAUCCUGUGCUCGGGGCUCUCCUUUUCCUAUAUCUACCUUUGUCCCACUUUGGGUCUCAAGGGCUAUUUCCAUUUUCCUGCAAUUCAGUUUUCUGGUUUCUCCUCUCUGUGCUUCCUUUAACCACAAGAAACUUGAGAGGUCCUAAAACCCCCUACCUUCACAGGAACAAUCAUAUCCCCUGGCCCCAGAGACUUAAAUUUUUUUAAUACCACCCACCCAUAAAUCUGCUAUCCCAGUUGAUUAUGCUUUGGAGGUACAGCCCUGACUGAUGUGGCAUUUGUCACUUUAACAAGGAAGUCCUGUUGAGAGUACAAGUGGUGAAACAAGGCAGAUGAAGCAAUAUAGGAGGACAGAUAUGUCCUCAUAAUUGCACCAGCCAUAUCCUAGGCCUAACUCUUAGAGACUUCUAAGACCCAGAGAAAACCAUAAAAUCCCCACUGAGGUGCUCUGUUCCUGUGGCUGUCCUUGCUUCUUUGGAGACAAAGCUUGUCAGAACCCCAAAGUGUUAAAACUAAGAGGGAAGGGGGUUGGGGAUUCAGCUCAGUGGUAGAGCGCUUGCCUAGCAAGCGCAAGGCCCUGGGUUCGGUCCCCAGCUCCGAAAAAAAGAACAGGAAAAAAAAAAAAAAAAACUAAGAGGGAAGAGGGACAAUAGGGAAGAGGCUAGUGGCAGCUCCGAACUGUGUGCUUUAGAGAUGUGCUUAGGUCUAAUGACCUGACCUUGGGGACAGACAGUAGUAGACAGACCUCAAGGAGGUGACAGAAGGCCAACUCCGCCUCCUUCCUCCUCUGCCCUCCUCACCCUGACAGCCCCUACUUGGUGUGUCAGCCUGUGGAACAGAAACCACUGUUACUUCCUCAAGACAGAAGCGUAAGCUCAGAGCCCAUUCACCCUGUGGUUCAUCACACCCUGAAGCCAUGGUGAGUCCUCAAGCCCCCAUUGGAAAUUCUUCUGGCCAGGUAACAAGGGGGCACAAGCAGAAACUGGGGAACUGUAAAUAUGCCCCCAGGAGUAGCCUAGCAGAAUAGAGAUAGAAUAGUCUUGGAAUGAAAUGACCCAGGAAAAGAUAGGGACUAGCAAGGCAUAGCUUGAGCUCUUGUGUACCAGCUUUGUAUUUGUGACUACAAGGCAGUGUGGUGCUGGUUGGGUCUGCAAGAAACAAUAUACCCUCAACCCAGGUCAGCAGCUGGGAUAUAAGCAGAGGCUUCCUGUGGGAUGAUUAUAUGGGUCAUGCACCUGCUACACCAGUCCCCAUCUCCAGCCAGUCAGUUACCCAAGCUAUGCUGUUAAACUCUUCCUUAUCUAGUCCUGUGGUCAUCUGGAGUUGUUGCCUCAACUCACUUAGACUGGGGCUUCAACAAAGGCAUGUCUGACCUCAGGCAAGAAUUUGCUUCCUUCCCAGAGAUCCUUCUGAGUCCAUCUCAAGAUGGGUUCACAAGGUUCUGUCCUCUCUGUUCUCCAAUCUUCUUUACCCUUGGUGAAGAUAGGCUGGGAGUAUCUAUCAGUAUUUCUACCAGCACCUGUGACCUAUGGCAGAGAGCCGGUCAGACUUGAGAGCACAGGAGAUGUUCUGAACAUGUCAUAUGGUGCCUGUACCCAUUUGGAGAUUCUGCCUGCUGGUCCUCAUGGGGGGUUUCAUGAGUUAUAUCAGGGACUAUCAGACCUUAUACCCACAUCUUAGAUAGAUGUGUGUGAAGCUUAACUUAGACUGGCUGGCCAACAAGCCCUAGAGGGCCUCCUCUCUUAUCCUCUCCAGAGCUAAGGAUGACAGGUACUGCUGCUGACUUUUUUAUAUAUGAAUACUAGGACUCAGGCUUGCAUGACAAGUACUUUGCCUACUGAGCAAUCCUUCUAACCCCCAAAAUAAAAUUUUAACAGUUUAUAGUCAAACUGGAUGUGGUGGUACACACCCAUAAUCCCAGUACUCAGAUGGCUGAAGCAGUAAAAUUGUGGAAUCCCAGACAAGCCUGGGCUACAUAGUGAGAAACUGACUCAAAACAAGUAAAUAAAUAAAGCCAGUGGUGGCACACACCUGUAAUCGAAGCACAUGGGAGGUGUAGGCAGGAGGAUCAGGAGUUCAAGGUUAUCUUCAACUCUAAAGCAAGUCUGAGGCCAGCCAGCCCAGGAUAAAUGAGACCCUGCUUCAAAACACAAACACUGAAGAAAAAAAAAAAAAAAAAAGACAAAGCCCCUCACUACUGGGGAAUAGAGCUCACUGCUACAGAGCUUGUUUAGCAAGGUGCUACAUUCCCUCCCUAACACCACGAAAAUAAAAACCCUCAAAACAACCUUGUAAAGACAGCAUAACUAGUAUAAAAAACUUCCUAGGUAAUGAGAGACAAAGAAAACAGAAAAUGUUAGUGAAUAUGGGCAACUGGGAAGAGAAAACUGAUUUAGAAUGGGGUUUUCUCAGAGGUCACCCUCAGGAACAUUAUGAUGAAGACAUGAAGGAGGACGAGGAGAGACCAAUGCACUGUGUGGGGAGCAAUCAGGACUUCAGAAACCUCCAAGCUAAGUUCCAAGCCUCUCAGCCAGAACUUGGAGAACCGUUCAGAAAACCCCCAAAGCCUGAGUUCAACAAACUCCUGAAGAAGUUUCCACAGACUGAGUUAAAUGAGCAGCCCAAGAAGUCCUCACAGUCUGAGCUCAGUGCAGUGUCCUUGAAACCACUGCAGCUGCAGUUUGCAGACCUCCCCAAGAAGCCCCCACAGCCCGAAGUUCUUAAAAAGUUGCCACAGCCUGAUCUAGCCAAGAAGCCUGCACAGGCUGAACUCCCAAGGAAGCCUCUACAUCCAGAGUCCGCUGGUCUCAAAAAGCCUUCCCAGGCUGACUUCACAGAUCUCAAGAAGCCCUCACAGCCCCAGUUUGCCAGCCUCCCCAAACCCCCCCAGUCUGAAUUCCCUAAUCUCCCCAAGAAGCUCCCCAAACCUGAGUUUGGAGAGCUCUCCAAGAGAUCUCCACAGCUUGAGGCACCCCAGGAGCCUAGUGUACCUGCCCAGAAGUCUGAGCUCAACAAUCCUGCCAGGCCUCUAGAUCUCAAACCCAAGAAGUUUUGGCAACUUGAGUCCAAUGAGGCCCCUCUGAGGCCUUUGCCAUCUGAGUUCAGUACCUUCCCCAAGAAGCCACUGCAGCCUGAGGCUGUUGGUUUGUUUGGGAAGUCCCUAACACAGUCAGAGUCCAUCCAAGUUCCUCAGACAUCCCCCUCUAAGCAUGGAUCCAGUGAGUUUUACUCCCACUCCCCACAGCCUGACAUCAGUCCCUUUCCAAAGAACACUGUGCAGUCUCAGUUCAAUGAGAAUUUUAGGAAGCCUCCAUAUCUUCAAGCCACUGGUUGCCCCAAGUCCCCAAAACAGCCUAUGUUCUAUGAGGUCCCCCAGACACCCUCCUGGAAGCCUGAGUCAUGUAACCCCCAGUCUCACUCCCCGCAGCCAGACUUCAAUGCAUUUCCCAAGAAGCAUCUACAGCUUCAUUCAAGUGACCUUACCAGAACAUCCUCCGAGCCUGAAGUCUGCAAGGUUCCCAAGAAGACUCAGCAUCCAGACCCCAAUGUGCUUUCUAAGAAGCCCUCACAGCCAGAAUUGGGUCACCUUCCUAGAACAUCCUCGGAACCUGAGUUCAGCUCACUCCCGAGGAAGCCUCAACAUGGCAAGUUCUUCCAGCCUGAGUUCCCCAAGGGUCUGCCUAAAAAGCCCAAGCUUCCUGGUUCAGUGUCCGAAAGCUCCCUGCCCCCUGCUAUUGUGGGCUCAAGCCCCCAGCUCCCCCUCAGCCCUGGACUUAGAGUUCCUGGUAUACCCCGCUGGAAAUCAGAAGACUUCCAAGUCCGGUGCCCACCCCGACGGCGGCCCCUGCCCUCAGCCAGCAGCCUGGGUCACCCCCCAGCCAAGCCCCCACUACCACCUGUCCCCAUCAAUAUCCAAAGCUUCAGGAGAGCUCCUGAAACAGCCACAGCUGUACUGAAAAGAGGCUCUUCUAUUGGGACCCACUUCCAAGGCCAACAUUCUCAACAUAUUGCACAGAACCCGGAUGAGAUCUAUGAAUUGUAUGAUGCUGUGGAGGCCACAGAUGACUCUAGUCUCAGCCCUAGAGGCAGAGAUGAAAGGCAGUCUACCCAGCAAGCCACCAGAUGGCCUCAAAAGGAGCCAGAGCUCAGGAAGAAGGCCACACAGCCCCAGCAGCUGCCAGCCACAGACCCCAAGCUGCAGAAACAGAUCAGGAAGGCAGAAAAAGCUGAGAGAGAGUUUAGAAAGAAGUUCAAGUUUGAAGGUGAGAUUGUAAUUCACACAAAGAUGAUGAUUGACCCCAAUGCCAAGACCCGGCGUGGGGGUGGCAAGCACCUGGGCAUCCGGCGUGGAGAGAUCCUAGAGGUGAUUGAAUUCACUAACAAGGAUGAGAUGCUCUGCCGGGACCCCAAGGGCAAGUAUGGCUAUGUGCCCAGAACUGCAUUGUUGCCCUUGGAAACUGAAGUAUAUGAUGAUGUCAGCUUUGGGGACCCUCUGGACACGCAACCAUUUCCUCAGGGACAGUAUGGCAGAUAAGUGGGUUCCAGGACCAACAGUCCAGCCACUGCUCACUCAGGAGCCCUGGAUCCCAGCCUGGCAAACAGACACCCAAAGGAAUGUGCUUACAUAAAAGUCCUCUUAAAAUAUCCUGGUUUCUUGUCUUUUCUCUCUUUCCUGACUGGCACACACAGUAGAACACAUGCAUAUAUAUGUCUGGCACCAAAGGUGAAGGGAAAAAAAAAUCAGUUACCCUCCUAAUUGAAAGGAGCUGAUGAAAGGAUCAUUCCACACACAACUUGAAUGACUUAGUAGCUGCACCUGAAAGCUUCCUGUAGGCUGCAAGCAUCUGUGUUUCUAAGUGAGUGAGUCUAUGAUGACCCAUCACUGGUGGGGCUCCAGCCUAGCAAGACAUCCGUAUGAAGUAUGUCCCAAACAGUGACAUUCUCAGUGGGCUUGAACAAAGAAAACCCAAAGUGAAGUGAACUGGGACUCAGAAUAAAGCCAAAGGAUACUUUCAGGAUUGCUGUAAGAUAUUUCAGGGUUGCUAAUGUCACACCUAGAAAAAUGACAACCUUCUAGAAUCUUUACUAAUAGUGUUCCUAGUAUAACCAGGUCCUCUCUUCAAACCCUGGGGCCCACAGACAAGCAACCAUGAGAUCCCUGGUGUUGACAGCUUUGAGGAAGAAGGAAGUGCAAGCUGCCCCGCUCUGCAGACCUCAAAUGGCCACCUCUACAGAAACAGACAAAAAUACAAAAAGGCAAGCCACUUUCAGGAACUGGUAUUUAUUAUCAAAGUCAUAUUCGAUGUCAACAAGAUGCCACAACUACAAAAAAAAUUGCGCACAUUGCAAUCUCAAUGCAAACAGUCAAAUGGAACCCCAAUCAUUAAAAAAUUAAUUCAAAUUACCCCAAAAAGCAACUGAAUUUUUUAAACAUCUUUAUACAUCCAGCCAACAAAUUAAAAUGGUUAACAAGAAAAAAUACAAAUUCAGAGGUCUGGUACUGAUGUUUAAAAAAGGCAACUGCUUAAGCGUUUCUAUCAAUUCGAACAUCAAUCUCUCGGCCACUCAGCUUCAUGCCAUUCAUCAUCCGGCAGGCUCUCUCAGCCACCUCUGGAGACUCAAACUUAACCACACCGCACCCCUUGGACUUUCCGUUCUCCAUCUUGAUGUCGGCGUACAGCACGUGGCCUGGCACAGGGAGGGAAGAAGAGACCACACGCAUCAGGCAAACCCAGAGCUCAGCCUCAGUCUGGGCUCCACUCAGUCCAGAUCACCUGUUGGAUUUUGGUGACAAGAGUCAAAAAGGAGAGACCCUUGCAUAUGAAGUGAAUGCUCAGAACACCACGUAUGGCGGCGCCAGCAACUACAGCCCCCUCCACUACAUUGCCAUUGUUCUCCAAGCAUGACAACAACUUAACCUGCUGUGAAGAACCUGCAAAAUGGCUUCAAAUAUUUGUGGUUAUGCUCCAGCAAAUUACAGAGAGAGGGGACUAUGGAGACAACCUUAGAGUAGAACUCUUAAGGGUGAUUGCUGAAUAAAACCAUCUUGUCACAAGACCAUUACCAAUACAAUGGUUCUAUACUGCCCCAAUGUAAGGCAGGUAUACUCAGUGAGUAGCUUAUGGACCUAUAUGAUUAUUAUGUACCCAGGUAUGCGUCAAGCACAAAAGAAAUGGGUCUAUAAUAGAUUAAGAGUCAAAGACACACAUUAGUGCUGUUAGGGCCCACAAUUCUAGUGCUACUAAUGGCUUGGGGAGAGAUGACAUUCCACUGGCUUCUCAUGAUAAAGUUCUGAAAGAUAUUAAGUAGAAAUUCAUCAAAAUAAACAUUCCUCCCAAAGUUAGAUACAAUGGUACCUGCAAAUCUUAGUACUUGGGAGACUAAAGCAAGAUUUUGCAUUCUAGGCCAACAUGGAGCUACCUGGCAAGGUCCAGGCUCAAAAGGGAAUGACAAGACAGAAGAAAAAGAGGGACGACAGAAAGAAAAAUGGAAAGGUGUCUCACCUGUAAUCCCAGCCCUUGGGAGUUGGAGGUAGAGGAAUCAAGAGUUCAAGGUGACUAAGGAUGCAGCUCAGUGGGCAUAGUGCUUUGCCUAGCAUGCAUAAAACCCCUGGUUUGAGCCCCAGCAUUUGUACAAACCAGGCAGGGUGGCACACCUCUGUUAUCCCAGCAUUCAGGAAGUAGAAGUAAGAAGACUACAAGUUCAAGAUUAUUUUCAGCUAUAUAGUAAGGGUCCAUCUGAGUUUUAAGAGACCCAAUCUAUACUACCACUCCUAAACGCCCCGACCUCCAAAAAAAACCAACUAGAAUUUAAGGUCAUACUUGGCUACAUAAAGUCUUUGGAACCUCUCUCUCUCUCAAAAAAAAAAAAAAAAAAAAGUAAA
Messenger RNA from Rattus norvegicus (Norway rat), 12976 nucleotides. NCBI's taxonomy places the organism in Eukaryota, Metazoa, Chordata, Mammalia, Rodentia, Muridae. The record is from RefSeq and is a predicted model, not a curated record.